AACACACUGUACGUAGUUGAAUUGAUCUUGACAGCUCACGUGGUCAGACUGUAUGUAACCCGGAUGACAAACUUCCCCCACUGUACCUUUUCCUUCUUCAAGAUCUCCUCCGAGCGGACCAGAAUGGAUUUCAUGACGGAUCGGGAUGUGCAGAAGUACAAAGAGGAUGGGUAUGUGGUUCUGGAUGGGCUUCUGACCCCCCAGGAGUGUGACGAACUGAAGCAGAGAAUGAAUGAGAUUGUGGACAGGAUGGACAUCCCUGAGCACUGCCGCAUCUCCUUCUCUACCGACCACGACGAGCAGCUCCAAAAGCAGGGCAAUGCUGACUAUUUCAUCACAAGUGGAGAUAAGGUCCGCUUUUUCUUUGAGAAAGGGGUUUUUGAUGACAAAGGGGAGUUCAUCGUACCAAAGCAGCGGUCUCUCAAUAAAGUUGGACAUGCUCUACAUGCACACGAGUCUUUGUAUAGGAAGGUCACACAUUCACCCAAAGUGCAGGGCAUAGCCAAGAAGCUGGGGCUUAGUAACCCUGUGAUACUGCAAAGCAUGUACAUCUUUAAGCAACCUGGAAUUGGUGGAGAAGUGACACCACACCAAGAUGCUACUUUUCUGUACACGGAGCCUCUGGGCAGAGUGAUGGGUCUCUGGAUCGCCCUUGAGGAUGCUACAGUUAACAAUGGCUGUCUGUGGUUCAUCCCAGGAUCACACAGUACUGGGAUCUCUCGCCGUAUGGUACGCACCCCAGAAGACACCUAUCCACUAACAGACUUCAUUGGAAGAGAGCGGCCGUAUGAUGAAGAGACAUUUGUGGCAGCACCUGUUAGAAAAGGCGGUGUGGUUCUGAUUCACGGGGAAGUUGUGCAUCGAAGUGCUCAAAACAAUUCCGACGACUCUCGCCAUGUCUACACCUUCCACAUCAUGGAGGCCUUGGAUACCCACUGGAGCCCCGACAACUGGUUGCAGCCCACCGAGGAGCUCCCCUUUACUCCUCUGUACCUCAAAUGAAGGGUGUCUUUGAUAUUUUAUGCUGCAUAACAAGUGAGAACAGGUUUAACAGUGAAAAAGUUGUAAAACAAGCUUUUAAAAACAUGUUUUAUGAGUCAGAUUCAGUCCACAUGCAGACCGGGACAGUGGUUCUCCACCCCAGUUUGGAUGAUUUAUUUUUGUUACCAUCCCGUACAAAUGUGAUACAUCUGUAAAGGAAAAAUAAACUAUAAACUCCA
Messenger RNA from Nothobranchius furzeri (turquoise killifish), 1220 nucleotides. It is a transcript of the gene phyhd1, whose product is annotated as phytanoyl-CoA dioxygenase domain containing 1. Lineage: Eukaryota; Metazoa; Chordata; Actinopteri; Cyprinodontiformes; Nothobranchiidae. The record is from RefSeq and is a predicted model, not a curated record.